Messenger RNA from Rhineura floridana, 2412 nucleotides. It is a transcript of the gene SLC26A6, whose product is annotated as solute carrier family 26 member 6. Bases 1 to 2235 code for a protein of 744 amino acids. Gene Ontology annotation, molecular function: chloride transmembrane transporter activity; oxalate transmembrane transporter activity; sulfate transmembrane transporter activity. Lineage: Eukaryota; Metazoa; Chordata; Lepidosauria; Squamata; Rhineuridae. Gene Ontology annotation, cellular component: membrane. The transcript has 20 exons. Gene Ontology annotation, biological process: transmembrane transport. The record is from RefSeq and is a predicted model, not a curated record.
AUGGAGCAAAAUGAAGUGCCGUGUCACACUAAGGCAGAGCACGAUGUGCUGAGUGAAGCUGAGCUAGAGACGAUUGGCCAGAGAAACCAGGCUCCAUCAACCUCUCUUUCUGCCAAGAUCCCGAAGAUAAGAUGCUCAAAUUCAACUGCAAAGUCCUUGCUGUUCCGGUUCCUCCCCAUCCUGAGGUGGCUACCACGGUACCCAGUCAAGGAAUGGCUAUUUGGAGACAUCAUCGCAGGAUUCAGUGUAGGAAUCAUGCAUCUCCCACAGGGUUUAGCCUAUGCGCUUCUGGCAGGGCUGCCUCCUGUCACUGGCUUGUAUUCAGCUUUCUACCCUGUCCUGCUGUAUUUCUUCUUUGGAACGUCCAGACACAUCUCUGUAGGCCCAUUUGCUGUAAUCUCUGUGAUGAUUGGGAGUAUGACAGAUUCACUGGAGCCAAGUGGAAAGUAUUUGGAAGUGAUCAAUGGUACAAAUGACACAUUUGUCAAUGAGGUUCGGAGGGAUGCUGCCAGAGUGGAGCUGGUGGCCGCACUCACCUUCUUGGUUGGCAUAUUUCAGGUUGCCCUUGGCCUGCUGCAGUUUGGGUUUGUGGUCACCUACCUUUCCGAGCCCUUGGUACGGGGCUAUACCACAGCAGCAUCUAUCCAGGUGCUGAUCUCUCAGCUGAAGUACGUCUUUGGAGUAAACUUGGAAGAGCAUUCAGGGCCAUUGUCAGCUAUCUACACCUUUCUGGAAAUUUGCUCAAAAUUGCCACAGACCAACGUAGGCACUUUGAUCACUUCUUUGAUUGCCAUGGCUUCGAUCCUACUUGUAAAGAUGCUCAGUGACAAAUUUGGCAAGAGGCUUCUGAUACCCAUCCCCAUUGAGCUUCUCACGAUUAUUAUUUCCACAGUGAUCUCCUACUUUGCUGGCCUGAACAACCACUUUGGGAUUAGCAUUGUGGGUGACAUCCCCAGUGGGAUGGUACCCCCUGAGGUCCCCAACGUAGACUAUUUUGGGAAGGUGGUAGGAAAUGCUUUUGCCAUUGCUAUGGUCAGCUAUGUCAUUUGUAUCUCACUCGGCAAGAUCUUUGCUCUCAAGCAUGGGUACAAAGUGGACAGCAACCAGGAGCUGAUCGCCUUGGGAUUCGGUAACUUUGUGGGUAGUUUCUUCCAGUGUUACAGCAUUAGCUGCUCCAUGUCCCGCUCCCUCGUGCUGGAGAGCACAGGAGGGCAGAGUCAGAUGGCAGCGCUGGUCUCCUGUCUUAUCAUCCUAGUGACCAUCUUGAAGAUCGGAGCACUUUUUGAGAAACUACCCAAAGCUAUCUUGGCUGCCAUCAUUAUUGUCAACUUGAAAGGCAUGUUCAAACAGUUUAAAGAUAUCCGUGCACUUUGGAGAUCCAACUUUACUGAUCUGCUGAUUUGGGUUGUAACCUUUAUCGCUACAAUUUUGCUGAAUCUCGACAUGGGACUGGGGGUUGCUGUGGCCUUCUCACUUCUUACUGUCAUCUUCCGGACCCAGAUGCCCCAAUAUUCCACUUUAGGGCAGGUAUCCACAACAGGUGUUUACAAAGACAUAGCUGAAUACCACAAGGCUGAGGAGAUCCCAGGCGUGAAGAUUUUUCACUCUUCUGCUACAGUCUAUUUUGCUAAUGCUGAACUGUAUGCAGAGGCCCUAAAGAGUAAGUGUGGUAUUGAUGUGGACCGUCUUGUUGAAAAGAAGAAAAAAGCCCUAAAGAAGAAGCAAAAGAAAGACAAGAAAGAAGCCAAGAAGACAAAGAUCAAAACGGUGUGCGACUCUGGGACCAGCAACCUUGGAUUUGUGGAUAUAGAUAUGGAGGCAAGGCCACAGGAACCAGAGGGUGAAGCAACAAUCUCCGGGCCCAAUGGGAGCGUGCAUGAUAGGAGUUCCCAAACCCACAUCCAGCCACAACCUAGCCACAAACCCAGCUUGAAGUCCCUGGGACUGGAGAAACCUCCUCUUCACUCACUCAUACUGGACCUCACUCCUGUCAACUUUGUGGACACUGUCUGUAUAAAGACCUUAAAAAAUAUAUUUAACGAUUUCCAGGAGAUUGAAGUGGAUGUGUUUCUCGUUGGUUGUAAUGUUUCUGUCAUCAUCCAGCUGGAAAGAGGCAACUUCUUCAGCCAGACCAUCACCAAGCAUCACCUUUUUGCAUCUAUACAUGAUGCAGUUAUCUAUAUCACCAGGAACCAGGAAAAGACUUUACCACAGACUGACACAAUGACUGAAUGAAUUGCUGUUUUUAUUAUGCGGGAUACUCCACCAUAUCAAGUGCUUGAAAAACUGGAAGUCUGUGCUAGCUUUUCCUGGAGAGUCUUCUUUGGACCUUGGAGAAACUGAGAAUCUAUCACUGCUGAAGACCUGUGGUUCCACUAGUUGGGGGACACAAGAUCUUCUAGUCUUCCUCUC